AUUACAAAAAGAAGAUUGGUGUAUUUAGAGAAUGAAUGAUUAAUUUUUAUGCACUUGCUAAAAGUACCUCACUAAUAUUUGUUUUUUAAGGAAAAUAAACUGUAAAAUUUGAUCAUUUCAUAUAGCCGAAGGAGUGAUAACUAUGAGUCAUACUCGAUAGUAUUCGCAACUGUGGACAGUUAAAUUAAAAUACAUGAAUUUUAACUUGGUUGAGUGGACCAUUUACGGAUUAAGCCCACAACCACAGUGAAGAAGAAGAUUUAUGUAUUUUAUACUGUACCGAAUGUUGAGCAUACUUUUAUACAAUUCGAAUUAUCUGCUCGUUUAUAUUUGAUAAGAUAUCAUUUACGAAACGUAUAAAUAUGAGUAGAUAUGCUGAUGAAAAUCAAGAAAACACUAUGAGACGAAAUCCUCAACAACGGAAAUUGGUGUAUAGAAAUCUUUUAACUAAACUAGAAGGAAUUGAAGAAACAGAGGAUGUAGGUCUCAACACAGUGAAUGAAUUAGGAAAUGUAUUAAGAGAGGCAAAUGCUUUGGAUACAGAAUGGAAUAUUGAUGAUAGAGUAGAGCAUGCAGAUGAAACUUAUUUAGAUUGCCUAGUAUUGUCUUCAGCUAGUUCUGUUUUAAAGAAAUGUAUACAUGCUGUUGAUGUGUUUACUUCUACAUAUGAUCCAUCAGAAUAUUCCUCUCACAUAAUAAACAGUAUUAAAGAAGAUGUGGAACUUAGACCUCCAGAUUUACUAAAACUGCUGGACAGUGCUAGAAAGAUAAUUCCAAAAGUGCCUCAAUACACAUAUGUAUAUGGAACAUAUGAUUUAGACAAAUUACCUGAACCAAAGCCACAAAAAGAGAGAUUGAAAAUAGUUAAAGAAAAGGUACAAAAAAAAGAACCUGAAAAGCUUAUAAAUCUGAAUAAAGAAGAAGAAGCUAUAGAAGAUAUAGUUAAAAUAUUAUUUGAUGUCUUAUCCUUGAAAUAUCAAGAAAACAAUGAACAACCAAUAAAUUAUUAUGAUUAUAUCAUUGAUACAGAAGAUUUUGCCAACACUGUGGAAAAUAUGUUUUACUUUUCAUUUUUAGUUAGAGAUGGGAGGGCAAGUAUAGAUUUAAAUAGUAAGGGUGACCCAGUUAUCAAACCAGUAAAAAAGAGGACAUUGAAGGAGUUUAGGAAAGAAGGAGGAGUUAAUCCACAAAUUAUUAGUCAAAUAACCAUGGAUCAAUGGAGGAAAAUCAACAAACCUGGAUACCUACAACAACAUAAGAAGAACCCAUGCUGAUAAAAUAUAUGUUAUUUUAUACAAAUAUAUUAUUUUUAUGUUAAUGGUUUUUUUUAAAUAAAUUUUUUUAUUGCAUG
Diorhabda carinulata is the source of this 1351-nucleotide messenger RNA. RefSeq names its product EP300-interacting inhibitor of differentiation 3 (gene Nse4). Gene Ontology annotation, cellular component: Smc5-Smc6 complex; nucleus. The coding region runs from base 363 to 1274 and encodes 303 amino acids. The transcript is spliced from 5 exons. The record is from RefSeq and is a predicted model, not a curated record. Gene Ontology annotation, biological process: DNA repair. NCBI's taxonomy places the organism in Eukaryota, Metazoa, Arthropoda, Insecta, Coleoptera, Chrysomelidae.